UUGGGUUUUGCCGGAAAUGAAAUUCAUGACUGAUAGCAUAUAUUUUUAGAAUAUAUUUAUUCAAACUGCAUAAAUAUUGUUCGAAUUUACAUUUCAUCAAAGAGGUUAUUAUGAUCUGUCGGAGAAACAUUUUAUUUAUAGUAUGAAAAUAGUUAUUGUUCAUUUUGCUGUGAUUUAGAUUGAAUAGCUCUUUACAAUGUCUACAAUGAGUAGUUUGUUUACUAAAUUACGUUCAUCUAAAAAGUCUUCCAAGAAAGAUCAGACACCUUCUGAAAUUGGGAUUCCAUUUUCUGUGAAACACAAUAUUCAUGUUGGUUUUAAUCAAGACACUGGAGAAAUUGAAGGUUUACCUGAACCUUGGUUAAGACUUCUUCAACAAGCAAAUAUCAGCAAGUCAGAACAAAGCCAAAAUCCUACUGCUGUUCUUCAAGCUUUGAAAUAUUAUGUUCACUCUAUCAAGAAAAAGCCAUGUGAAGUGAAAUUCAUUGCAACUGCAACAACUGUAGAACAAGAAUCACAAGAAAUUGAAGACACUAUUACUGAGCCUAAUGACAAUGUUAAUGAUAUUGCUGCUUCUGAAAAGGAUUUUAUUUCUGAGAUAGAAGAUGAUAUUAUCAAUGAAAAUAAAGAGUCUGAAGAUGAAGUAGACCAAGUUGUUACAGAACUGGAGAAGUUAAAUAGUUUGGCUGAUGCAGAGCCUGCUCCUCCUGUAUUGAGGAGAAAGCCACUCUCAGAUAAAGAGGUCAUGACAAAAUUAAAAGAAAUAGUAUCUUCUGGUGAUCCUCAAGAAAAAUAUACUCUUUUAAAAAAGAUAGGAUUUGGAGCUUCUGGUAUGGUAUAUACAGCAAUUGAUAAAGACACGGGGGAGAAAGUGGCAAUAAAAACUAUGGACAUAAAGCAACAGCCACAAAAAGAACUGAUCAUUACUGAAAUCAAAGUCAUGCAGCAGAACAGGCAUCCAAAUUUGGUCAACUUUGUUGAAAGCUAUUUAGUGGACAACUCUUUAUGGGUUGUGAUGGAGUUUUUAGAAGGUGGUCCACUAACAGAUGUUGUGAUGGAGAUCUUCUUAAAGGAGAGCCAGAUUGCUGCUGUGUGCCGCGAAACCCUUAAAGCCAUUGCUUUUCUUCAUUCUCGAGGAAUAAUUCAUCGUGAUAUCAAAAGUGAUAAUGUGCUUCUUGGCAUGGAUGGCACUGUCAAAGUGACUGAUUUUGGAUUUUGUGCUCAAAUUUCUCCUGAGGAAAAGCGACAAACAGUUGUUGGUACUCCAUACUGGAUGGCACCCGAAGUAGUCACCCGUAAACAGUAUGGCAACAAAAUAGAUAUUUGGAGCUUAGGCAUUAUGGUAAUAGAAAUGAUUGAAGGUCAGCCACCUUAUAUGAAUGAAACACCCCUUAAAGCUUUGUAUCUUAUUGCCACCACAGGAAAGCCAAAGAUACAAGACAGAGCAAAAUUGUCUCCAGAAUUAUGUGAUUUUCUUGAUAAGUGCCUUGAAGUAGAUGUAGACAAGCGACUAUCAGCUGAAGAACUGUUGGAACAUCCUUUCUUAUUGAAGUCUGAUAGUCUAUCAACAAUGGUUCCACUCAUUAAAUUAGCAAGAAGUAUUGUUAAAAAGCAAUGAUUGAAAAGUGAUAUGGGGAAAAUUAAGGAUAAUUGUAUAUACCAAUUCUGUGCAUUUUAUUUCUACUUUAUGUUUGUAUAAGUCAAUUAUGAAAGGACUAGUCAAAAAAGGAAAGAAAGAAUUUGAUCUUGCAUUCAUUUUCUGUACUUAAAUUGAUUCUUAGUUCUUUGAUUUAGAAAUUUCAAAAUCAUCAAUUUUUACAACUUGAUAAAAUUGCUGCAGUUGCAGAUUUUAUUUUAACAUUGGUUUUAAACUAGCUUUUGGAAACUUAAGCUUUAAAAGAGUCACUUGAAAUUUAUGUUGUUAUUAAUUAUAUUUUAAUUUUGCAUGAAAUAAUGUUAAAUUGAAUUAUGGCAUAUAGAUGCAUUGACAAAGUCCCUUUAAUUAGCACUGUUUCUAAUAUGUUUUUAAUCUUGAAUAUAUGGUUGUGUGCAAGAUAUGCAAUUUGGAUUUCUUCUUGAAGAGGUUUUAAUAUGUUUGUUUUUAAAUGACUUGCAAGAAAAAGCCAACUGCUUUUGUUGUAUUGUUAAAUUUAGAAUUUAUUGUUUUUAAAUCCAUUUCUUUUUUACUUGAUCUCAGAAUUAUCUUAUACUAAUAA
Molecule: messenger RNA, 2216 nt
Organism: Argiope bruennichi
Lineage: Eukaryota; Metazoa; Arthropoda; Arachnida; Araneae; Araneidae
Product: serine/threonine-protein kinase PAK 3-like
Exons: 8
Coding region: 197-1618 (473 amino acids)
Biological process (GO): regulation of axonogenesis; regulation of MAPK cascade; protein phosphorylation
Cellular component (GO): cytoplasm
Molecular function (GO): protein serine/threonine kinase activity; ATP binding
Source: RefSeq, a predicted model, not a curated record